GGGGAAGGUAGGCGCGCUUUAGCGCCGCGUCACAGAUAAAAAAUUUUCCGAUUCCCUCAUCACACCAUCACAUACCCCUUCGCUCUGCACCCUGUUUUCUGCUUCCCGCUUUCUGCUGUCUACGUUUCCUUAUUCCGAAACACCCCUCGUCAUGGUGCUUAACCACUUCAUCCGGGAGCGUACCGCUGCUCGUCACCUCUCACGUACGCCGACCACGACGGCAGCCCUGGGCGAACAGUCUCAGGGCAACCUCUCAAACAGCUCCAGCGCUCGUGUCACCUCGUCGUAUACUAGCGGAUUCCCCUCGUUCGCGACCACUGUCUCGGACCACUCCAUCGACAGUAUCGACCCCACUACGCAUGCCAAGCGGUUGUGUAGAGCUGCCCUCCACUUCGAAAAAUCCGAAAGCGUCACGUUCGAUAACCAUUUCGAUGUCUCCAGUGCCGUGCGGGACAGUCUGAGUAACUGCAACUGGCUCUCUCAUGGAAACAUGACAGUCGAUGCAGCAACACAUCUCGUCCACGAUACCACAAACUCUAUUUUGGCGAGGGGUAUCGUCUCCAUCGCAGGGUCAAAAGCCCCUGCGUUCAAUCAAAAUAUCAUGCAACAUGGUUCGUCCUUCCUGAUCAUUGCUUACCCACCCGGACGUCAAUCACUGCAAAAAGUCUCUUGCAAAGUCCGCGCUGGCUGCUGACGGUCAGACAGGGUACUAUUCUUCUGCUGUAUCUAGGUCUACGGGCGGCACUAGCCUUCGUCCUCGAGUAGUAUCGCCCUCCAAGUCAAGCGCACAGAAAAGGUCUCUUGAGCUCGUUGACUUGACUACACCCUCACCGAA
Trematosphaeria pertusa is the source of this 835-nucleotide messenger RNA. RefSeq lists its product as uncharacterized. Bases 152 to 694 code for a protein of 180 amino acids. The record is from RefSeq and is a predicted model, not a curated record. The transcript is spliced from 3 exons. NCBI's taxonomy places the organism in Eukaryota, Fungi, Ascomycota, Dothideomycetes, Pleosporales, Trematosphaeriaceae.